ACAUACAUACGUACCAACAUACCUAAUGAACAAUUUGGCGGCAUUGUUCUUUCUAGGUUAUGCCUGUUUAUUAACAUUAGUAUAUGAGCAAUGUAACGUAGAAAGUUUCGAUAAGAUCUUAAGAAUGCUGUGUUAGUACAUAGUUCCCCUAUACCAGCUGGAACACCAGUUGUAAAAGGAUAUGACUGGAACAAGGGAAUUGAUUAUCAUGCUCUAUUUGAAACAUAUACACAUUCUGGAUUUCAAGCAAGAAAUUUUGGUUUAGCAGUAGAAGAAGUUCAACAAAUGAUUGAUGCUAGAAAUAUUCCUCUUAAAGAUGAUCAAAUGGAUAUUUUAGAAGAUGAUGAUUUUAUAAAAAGAAAAUCUUCCUGUACGAUAUUUUUAGGAUAUACAUCUAACAUGGCCUCUUGUGGGAUUCGAGACACCAUAAGGUUUCUUGUGCAACACAGUAUGGUUGAUUGUAUCGUUACUACAGCAGGUGGUGUAGAAGAAGAUCUAAUAAAAUGUUUAGCACCAACAUACAUAGGAGACUUUCAUUUAGAAGGGAAACAUCUUAGACAACAUGGUCUUAAUAGAAUAGGAAACUUAUUAGUACCAAAUGAUAAUUACUGCAAGUUUGAGGAUUGGGUUAUGCCUAAAUUAGAUGCAAUGUUAGCUGAACAGAAAGAAAAAGGUACUCUUUGGACACCAUCUAAAGUGAUAGCAAAACUUGGGGAAGAAAUUAAUAACGAAGAAUCCAUUUAUUACUGGGCUGCAAGAAAUAAAAUUCCCGUUUUUAGUCCAGCUCUAACUGAUGGCAGCCUUGGCGAUAUGAUGUACUUUCACUCUUUUAGAAAUCCAGGCUUAGUUAUAGACAUAGUGUCAGAUCUUAGACGAUUGAAUACAAUGGCUAUGAAAGCAGUAAAAAGUGGAAUGAUUAUUAUCGGCGGCGGUGUUGUAAAACAUCACAUCUGUAAUGCAAAUCUAAUGAGAAACGGUGCCGACUAUUCUGUGUUCAUAAAUACAGCGUCCGAAUUCGAUGGUAGCGAUAGUGGUGCUCGUCCAGAUGAAGCCGUCUCCUGGGGUAAAAUUCGAGUAGAUGCAAAACCAGUGAAGAUUUACGCAGAAGCGACUUUAGUGUUUCCAUUGCUUGUUGGAGAAACAUUUGCUCGCUAUUAUCAUUCCUCCAAAAAAAAUACUGUAUCAAAUACCUGAAUAAAAUAUAUUAUUAUAACCAA
Molecule: messenger RNA, 1217 nt
Organism: Osmia lignaria (orchard mason bee)
Lineage: Eukaryota; Metazoa; Arthropoda; Insecta; Hymenoptera; Megachilidae
Gene: Dhps
Product: Deoxyhypusine synthase
Biological process (GO): peptidyl-hypusine biosynthetic process
Cellular component (GO): cytoplasm
Molecular function (GO): deoxyhypusine synthase activity
Source: RefSeq, a predicted model, not a curated record